Messenger RNA from Rattus norvegicus (Norway rat), 10053 nucleotides. It is a transcript of the gene Lrrc37a, whose product is annotated as leucine rich repeat containing 37A. The record is from RefSeq and is a predicted model, not a curated record. Lineage: Eukaryota; Metazoa; Chordata; Mammalia; Rodentia; Muridae.
GGCGGGGCAGGGGCAGCCUCAGUUGCCAAGGCUCCCUGAGGUGAGAGGCCUUUCCUCCAGUUUAUCUCCUGCCAGCGCACUACAGCACUCCAGUAUUGUGGAUCGCCUCCAGCCUCCGUACUACGUGCCAUGACCUUACCAUAUGUCAUGACUCCAUUGGGCUUCGGCUUCUGCUCCCCAAGUCUUCUCCUCACCGGACAAGUUUUGCUGGUGGUGACCCAGGCGGAUCCCAUUGCGGAGUGGGUCCAGAACCCAGUUCGUUUGACUUCAGAGCCCUGGGUGCCGACCAAACUCUGGUCUUUGCACCACUCUGAUCAACCACCCAAACCCCUGAAAGUUCAUACAUCCCAAGCAGGCGCAAGGGCCUUUGAUUACCAGGGCUCCUCUGCUCCCUCCCAGGUGUUCUCCCCACCUCAGGAAUUGAAGGACAGUUUUCUUUCAUUCCAAGCUGUGGAUACCUCUACGGAGCCUCACCCAGAGUCAGAUCAGUUCACUGUUUCAUAUCAGCACUUGGCCAACCAAAUGACUCCACCCAGGAAGCUCCAGGAGAACAUCUUAAAGCCAAAAGGGGAUCAAAAUCAGUCUCCACAAGUCAAAAGUAGUUCCAGUCUAGAGCAGGCUGCAGAUGACCAGUUAUUUGAAACACUUGUUCCAUCACUAGUCAGUGAGAGUUCAAGCGUAACAAAGUUCAGAGCCUCACCCCAGAACUUAAAAAAAGACCAAGUUCAGCACAGGUCACUUGCUAAGGCGAUUGUCAGAACUACAAAACAAUUUACAAAAUCUCAACUCCAAAAAAAAACUGUGGAGAAUGAGUAUAGGGAAUCAAAUCUGAAUGAAGCUUAUUCUAAUGGCUUGCCUCUGCAACCCCAGGUAAACAGAGAGGAGCCUCCAGAGCCUUCUGAACUGAUUGAACAGCCUGAAUACCUGCUGGGGGCACAAACUCGAGAUUCAGAGAAUCUCCAUAUGGUCCAAGAAAGCCCGGAUCGUCUCCCGCUGCUCCCUGAGGAACAUGAGAAGGAAGAACCAGUUCAACAGCAUUUUGCUUCUGGGAAAGUUGUAGUAUUAAAGCGUCCUGACAUGAAUGUUCCCUCUGCAAACGGAAAUGAAGCGCAUCACUCCAACUUGGCAAAUGUCACAGUGAAGCCUGUAGACCUGGAGGUUACACUAAUAUCAGAGGCAGAUAAGAAAACCCAACAGCAGCAGCAGGCCCCGGGCCAUCUUCCAGCGAGUCCUGAGGAGGUAGGACCUUUGUCAACCCAACAAGAUACCCUGGUACAGUUUUCAGAGGAGCCUGAUGAGAUAGAAAGUUCAUUAACUCAACAGGAGGCCACAGCUCCAAAUCCAGAGCUCUCCGAGGAGCUGGAACCUUCAUUAGUCAGACAAGAGGCCCUAGGUGAGUCUUUAGAACUCCCUGAAGACCUUGAAACAUCUGGUAGCCAGCUAGAAGUUCCAGCACUACCUACAAAGCCCUCUGAAGAAGUCAGUCCUCCAAUUGAGGAAGAGGCUACUCCAGAACCCUCUGUGCCAAGAAUAAUUGAAACUCCAGCAGCAACAGCUUCGCAUCUCAGUCAGGACCAAGUUCACCACUAUACUUUGCCCCUGAUUACAGCCAAACUCACUUCCAAACCUUUUAAGGAGGCUAAGACGUCUCCAGUUCAGAAAGAGACUUCAACUCGGACUCUGGGUUCUCGUAUGAAAGCUGGACAUUAUGGCCUAGAAGAGCAGCCAGAUGAACCUUCGGAAUCUUCUGGGGAGGAUGAAUCACCUGAAAGGUAUCUGGAAUCCCUAACUCGGACUCCAGAGGAAGAGGAGGAAGAGUUGGAAGAGGAGGAGGAGGAGGAGUUUUCUCUAGCCCAACAGGACACCUCAUCACAACAUCCAAGUCCUUUUCUGGAGGGUGACUCUUCCAUUGAACUAGAGCAGCCAGUUCAACCCUCUGAAUUUCCUGAGGAAGCUCCAGAGUUCCCUUUUGAGACUGUAGUUGAAAUGCCACCAAUUCAUGAAGUCCGGCCAGCUCCAAAUAAAGCAUACUAUUAUCAUUUGCCCAACAUCACAGUUAGACCUGUGGAUUUGGCACUUACCAUAACCUCAGAGCCUACCCAGGAGACCAAGCCUUCUCUGGCCCAGCAGGAGUUCUCAGUGCAUCCUUCAGAGUAUACCGAAGAGGGGGAUUCUUUUCUCUAUGAGCAGGAACAGCGGGUUCAGCCUUCUGAGCUGGAAAGUCUAACUCAAGCCUCAAGGCAUCAUCAAUUGACAAUUUCACCCUCAACUCACCAUCAAACUCACCACUCAAGCUCGCCCACUGCAAUUGUUCAACCUUCAGAUGUGCAGGUCACCAUAAUACAAAAUCCUGCCGCAGUGGUGGAAUCUCCCCCAGUGCUUCGUGAGGUUAUAGGUAAAUCAGUUGCAGUCUCGGACAAGGGUGUGAACCCUUCCACAACUCAGCACGCAGAUCCAGCUGUCGCUCCAGAGCCUUCCAAAGAAGUCGCACUCUUGUCAAAUCAAGAGGAGGCUCCAGUUCAAUCUACAGAACUUGUUCAGUAUGAGAAGCCUUCUCUAAGCCAGCAGGAGAACAUAAAUGAGAAUGCAGAGCUCCUAGAGGAAGUUGAACCUUCUUCAGUCCAGCAGGAGACCCCAACGAAUCCUCUAGUGUUCCCUUAUGAGAUGAUAGUUCAACCGUCAGCACACCAUGAGGCAGCAGGUCCUCCCCUGAUUCAUCCUCAACUUCACCAUCCCACAUCACACGGGGUCACAGCUAAGCCUCUAGAGCUGUUUAACGAGCUUGAAACUUCAAGCCAACAGGUAUUUGAACCUUCAAAAGACCAGCAAGAAGUUACAAGUCAGUAUCCAACGGCCCCUGGAAAUCAUCAAGCUUCUUCAGUUUAUCAAGAGGCCCUAACCCAGCCUGCAGAGCUUCUUGAGGAAGUCUCUUCAGGUCAGCAGGUUAACUUGUCUCCACCCCUAAAGCACCCUCCAGAUGUGCAGUCUUUACCAUUUCAGCAAGAACUCCCAGAUCAGCCUCCAGAACCACCCAAAGAGGGUUUCUUUCUUUCUCCAGUAGCAGAUACCCUGUUCUUUUCACCUGACGAUUUAGAAGCAAUGUUCAGAUACGAGCACUCAAUACUGAGUACAACCACAAUUGCACACUCCAGCCAAGCAUACAGCAGAGCGCCAGAGCCCUCUAUGGAAAUUGAAUCCCUUCAGGAUCAGGAGGAGGAUGUUGUUCCUAUACCUAUAAUUCCCACUGAACAAAUCGAGUACUCACAAACACAAUUUGAAUAUCCUUCCUACACAUCAGAAUUCCCUGAAACUCAAUUUUCUGGGCAAAACUCCAUAGCUCAGAAAACAGACCUCCACGAAGAGGCUUACCCUUUUCCUACUCAGCAGAGUGUCCUGUAUCUACCUCCAGAUUCCAUGCUGGGUACAGAGCCUUCUCCAGCUCAGCACAUGAGCUUCACUCAACUCGAAGACCUCUCUGAGAGCGUAGGACCCUUUCUAGUGCUACAGCCCACCCCUGCACAGGCUUCAGAACCUCCACAGGAAAUAGUUUUUUCUCCAACCCAGCAAGUGGGCCUAUACCAGCCUCCAGAGUCAAUGAACAAUAUUGUAAUUUACACUCCAACACAGCAAAUGAUAGUCCCAGCUCCAGGUCAGAUUCAAGUGGAGUAUCAAACAGCGUCCACUGUCUCAUUUCAGGCUUUGCACCUGGGACUCCCCGUAACUUCACAGUAUAGUCCAGAGGCCGACCACACUAUGGAACCAGAGAGUAUGCCUCCUCUAACAUAUCCUCAGGUGAUAUUUCCAUACCCAACUGAAGUCACAGUUCAACCUCUGGAUCUGGGACCCACCGUUACUCUACAGCCAAUUUCUGAGGAACUUCAUCAAACUAUGCCAGAGACCACAACUCAGAUUACAGAACUACCUGAAGAGGUUGUGGCUCCAAUAUAUCAAGAGGGGACAGUUCUAACACCAGGUGAGGAUCAAGCUGAGUAUCCAACUUCACCCACUGUCUCAUUUCAGCCUUCGGACCUAGAACUCACCAUAAGUUCAGAGCCUACAAGAGAGACUCAGCAGCCUAUGACUGCAAUGAAGGCUACGGUUCCUUCUCUAGAGAAUCCGCAGAUCCAAAUUCAACACUCAAACCCAACUGAAGUCACAGUUCAACCUCUGGAUCUGGGAUUUACCUUAACUCCACAGCUAACUCCUGAGGAACUUCUUCAAACUAUGCCAGAGACCACAACUCAGAUUACAGAAACAUCUACAGAGGUUGUAGCUCCAGUAUAUCAAGAGGUGACAGUUCCAACUACAAGUCUGGAUCAAACUGAGUAUCCAACUUCACCCACUGUCUCAUUUCAGCCUUUGGACCUAGAGUUCACCAUAAGUUCAGACCCUACAAGAGAGACUCAGCAGCCUAUGACCACAAUGAAGGCUACGGUUCCUUCUCCAGAGAAUCCGCAGAUUCAAAUUCAACACUCAAACCCAACUGAAGUCACAGUUCAACCUUUGGAUCUGGGAUUUACCUUAACUCCACAGCUAACUCCUGAGGAACUUCUUCAAACUAUGCCAGAGACCACAACUCAGAUUACAGAAACAUCUACAGAGGUUGUAGCUCCAGUAUAUCAAGAGGUGACAGUUCCAACUACAAGUCUGGAUCAAACUGAGUAUCCAACUUCACCCACUGUCCCAUUUCAGCCUUUGGACCUAGAGUUCACCAUAAGUUCAGACCCUACAAGAGAGACUCAGCAGCCUACAACCACAAUGAAGGCUACGGUUCCUUCUCUAGAGAAUCCACAGAUCCAAAUUCAACACUCAAACCCAACUGAAGUCACAGUUCAACCUUUGGACCUGGGACCCACCAUUACUCUACAGCCAAUUUCUGAGGAACUUCAUCAAACUAUGCCAGAGACCACAACUCAGAUUACAGAAACAUCUACAGAGGUUGUAGCUCCAGUAUAUCAAGAGGUGACAGUUCCAACUACAAGUCUGGAUCAAACUGAGUAUCCAACUUCACCCACUGUCCCAUUUCAGCCUUUGGACCUAGAGUUCACCAUAAGUUCAGACCCUACAAGAGAGACUCAGCAGCCUACAACCACAAUGAAGGCUACGGUUCCUUCUCUAGAGAAUCCGCAGAUUCAAAUUCAACACUCAAACCCAACUGAAGUCACAGUUCAACCUUUGGAUCUGGGAUUUACCUUAACUCCACAGCUAACCCCUGAGGAACUUCUUCAAACUAUGCCAGAGACCACAACUCAGAUUACAGAAACACCUACAGAGGUUGUGGCUCCAGGCCUUCUCUAUCAGAAGAUGACAGUCCCAACACCAGGUCAGGUUCAAGAUAAAUACUCAACAGUACUUCAGCGUAUGGACCUGGAACCCACAAUAGCUUCGCACUCCACUAGAGAGGCUGAACAUUCUACAACCCCGGUGAUGACGACAGUUCCUCCCCCAAAGUACUCUCCGAUGACACUUCCAGAACAGGUUCUCUUUCAGCAUUCAAACACAGCAGGAGUCACAGUUCAGCCUUUGGAUUUGGGACUUCCCAUAACACCACAGCCUAAUACUGAGGGAGAACUUUCUCAAACUACACAGGAUAGCACAACUCAGCCUAUAGAGACAACAAAGGGAGCUGUAGCUCAGGCCCCAGUCUAUCAGGAAGUGACACUUGCAACAUCUAGUCAAAAUGCAGUUGAGUAUCCAACUUUCCCCAUCAUCACAUUUCAGCUUUUGAACCUGGGUCUCACCAAACAUCUAGAGCCUGCCAGAGAGGCUCACGAUUUUACAGUCUUGAAGGAGACUACAAUUCUUCCUCUAAAGAACCCUCAGGUAACACUUCCAGAACAGGUCCACACUCAGCAUUCACACCAGAGUGAAAUUACACUUCUACCUCUAAAUCCGGAACUCAGCAUGUCUCCACAACCUACUCCUGAGGUAGAACUUUCUCAAACUGUACAGGAGACAAAAGCUCAGUCCUCAGAUCGAGCUAAGGAGGUUGUCACUCCAGCACCAGUGUACCCAGAAGUGACAGUUCAAACACCAGGUCAGGAUAAAACUGAGUUUCCAAUACUGCCUUCUGUCUCAUUUCAGCCUUUGGACCUGGAACUCGCCCUAAGUUCAGAGCCUACAACCUCACAUGAAAUUACAGUUUCUCCUCCACAGUACCAUCAGAUGACACUGUCAGAACCAAGUUCUAUUCAACAUCCAAAUCUAACUGACGUUACAGCCCAACCUAUGACUCUGGAAUUUUCUGUAAUUCCAAGUCCCAAUCUCAAUGUUGAGACUUCUCCACAUAUACAGGAGACAUUUCCUGAAGCUGAACCACCACCAGAGGAGGUUACAGCCAAGGCUCCAGUGUUUUAUGAAAUACCACCAAUUCAGGAUCAAACUCCGCAUCUGGCUUCUCCUAAAGUCACAGUUCAACAUAUAAAUGUAGAGCGUAGUGUAGCUCCACUAUCCGGUGUGGAGACUGAACUUUUGACAGCUGCGCAUAGUAUUAGAGCUCUUCCUUCAAAGGACUAUGUGGUGACCCUUCCGCCUGAAGACCAGGUUCAUGCUCACCAUGAAAACCCAACUCAAGUCACCAUUCAUCCCUCACACCUAGAGUUUUCCGUAGCUCCACAACCAGCUACAAUGGUUAUACAUUCUACACCAGUUCAGUCUAUAGAGUCACCUAAGGAGACUGUAGCUCACUCCCCAGUACACCCCAAAAUGACAGUUCUAGCAAUGGUUCACGGUCAGUCUCAGCAUCCAAACUCAGAGGCUAUACAAUCGGAAAUCUCAGCAGCCACUCCUCCAGAGACUACACAUUCCAUAGUCCUAACAACUCCUCAUCCAGAGACUAUAUAUUCUACAGUCCCAACAACGAUGGCCCCUCUUUCAACACACUAUGAAGCCAUGCUUCCACUGCCGUAUGAGGUUCAGACUCAGCAGCCAAAUCCAACUGAAGACACAACUUGGCCUUCACCCAUAAACCAACAAUCUUUCAUAAUGCCAGAGUCUGUUACACUAAUAAACCUUUUUGCAACUAUGCCUGAGCAAAACCCAAGUGACAUCACACUUGAACCUAUGGAUCAUGAACCUAUCAUAACUCCAUAUGAUGGAGAUUUCGAUACAGAAAGAGAUUUAUUGUUUCAAAUUAAACCAAAUGUCUCCACGAGCACCGACGUCUGUGACUUCUGCCUGUGUGAAAAUCACACGCUAUUGUGUGUUCAUCUCAGCCCAAUGCAGAAACUCCGCCAGGUGCCUGUGCCAAGGCCCAACACCUACAAGGGCACCCUAACUGUUUUAAAUUUCCAAGGAAAUGCUAUUUCUUACAUUGACAAAAAUUCCUGGAAAGCAUACCGUUGGGUUGAGAAACUAAUUCUCAGUAAAAAUCACCUGACUGAAUUGCAUAAGGAUUCAUUCGAAGGCCUGCUGUCCCUCCAGGUUUUGGAUUUAUCUUGCAAUAAAAUACAUUACAUUGAAAGAAGGACAUUUGAGUCAUUACCUUUUUUGAAGUAUAUAAGCCUUGAGUGCAAUUUGCUCACUGAACUGAGCUUUGGAACAUUUCAAGCAUGGCAUGGAAUGCAGUUUUUACAGCAGCUGAUCCUCAACCGUAACCCUCUGACAGUUGUCGAAGAUCCUUUCCUUUUUAAGUUGCCAACGUUAAAAUAUCUGGACCUGGGGGCCACACAGGUGCAACUGACAACAGUUGAGAACAUCCUCAUGAUGACUCUGGAGCUGGAACAUCUGAUCUUACCUAGCAACAUGGCCUGCUGCCUCUGCGAAUUUAAAGUUGAUAUUGAGGUUAUCUGCAAGACAAUCAAACUGCAUUGUAACACUGGAUGUUACACUGGAUGGACAAACACCACACAUUGUCCUACAGCAUCUAUAAGGAACCCAGAAGGAACAUUCAUGAAGGUGUUGCUGGCCCGGAAGGAGAAUACCAGAGCCGAGCUCACUAUUGAACCAGAAAGGGUCCACUCAGACAGAAAUGAUCCUAGCUCUUCAGGCCUCAUGAAUGAGCAGCUUGACUUUAACGAUGAAAGUGAUGUUAUUAGUGCCCUCAAUUACAUAUUACCGUAUUUCUCGGAGGGGAAUCUGGAAGAUGUGGUGUCGACAUUGCUACCAUUCAUUAAACUCUUGUUUUCUAAUAUACAGAAUGGAGAUAAUCCACUGGGACCCUUCCAAAACGACACAAAGAGCCUUACUCUUAAAUCAGUACCUAAGUCGCCUAACAAAAAUAAAGUGAAUAAGCUUUAUUUUCUAGAAAAUCUGCUAGAUGCAGAAAUUGAUGAUGUGAGAGAGAAAGAGAAAACCGCCAUGCUUGUGCAGCCGGCGAGCCAUUUAGAUCCCAAAUUCAAACGAGGAAUAUUUGAAAAGAGGUGGGAACCUGCCCGGGCAGAGGAAGACAGUCUUGCAGAGAUCGAGAAGGCAGAGAGACGGCUCCUCAGCAUGAACAGGGCCCCCGAGGGGACAGGAAGCUUAAGGAAGAGGCACUUCAAGGAGGUGAGAGUCAAGAGCCUGGGGAGCAAGCAGAGCGCCCAGACACCUGUGGAGAACAGCGCCAAGGACAGACACCUGUGGAGAACAGCGCCAAGGACAGGCAGCCCAGCCUCAGUGGAGCUGCAGCAGCUCCAUCUGGAGCAGAAGCCCAGGGUGUUAGUGGAAAAUUCCUUCCCUUCAGAGCCCUUACUCGCAAAGGAUCAUGGGAAGGAACUCUCUUCCUCCCUAGGACCGGCCCUGGUGGACAAGGCUCCUGCUCCAAAAUCGCUACCUGAGUUCCUAGACAGACGGAAAGACUUGUCUUACACCAUUUUUGUUUUAGAAAGUGCAAAUGCUAAUGUGAAGAGAGCAAAGGGUUCUAACCCAAAUUUACAACCUGAAGAGAGACGUGGAAACCUUAGGAAGAAAAAAUCUCAUUUCCAGUUGAUUGCAAAGAGGCCGGUGGCAGCAUCGUCUGCAGUGAGGAGCCUGGUAAAUUCCCCUGCACAAGGGGUCUUGUCAUCUUUAGGCAACCUGAGUUACCCAGAAAGGCCCUUUUCAGAAUCAUAUACGGCUUCACAGCCUUCUACAGAAAAGCCUCUGGAAGAAAAUCAGGCGGCAACAGAUAAUGUUAAAGAAAAUAUUCUCAAACUAACCGUCACUGUGCCUGCAGAAAUUAAAUCAGAAAAUAAACCUCGUGAGAAACCUACUACAGGUUCUAUUGUGUCUACAUCCAGCUUAGUUCCAACCGUUCAGCAAACCAGCAAGCCACAGUCAGACUUCACUGUGGGGUCUGAUACGCAUGCUCCUUCCACAGAAGCUGCUCACCCAUCGCUCAUGUCACCAGGAGAACAGUUUGAAUCCCAUCUAAACCAGCAACUGCGGCCCCUCAUCCCCAACAACGAUGUGAGAAGGCUCAUCUCCCACGUUAUCAGGACUUUGAAGAUGGACUGCUCUGACACUCGUGUACAACUGGCCUGUGCCAAGCUCAUCUCCAGAACAGGCCUCCUGAUGAAGCUUCUCAGUGAGCAGCAAGAUUUCAAGUUGUCCAGGACUGACUGGGAUACAGACCAGUGGAAAACCGAGACCUACAUCAACGAGAGCACAGAAGCGCAAGGUGAACAGAAGGGUCUGGAACCAAGUCAGCUCACCAAAGCAGUUCCGGGAUAUGGCUACAACAACAAAGUCAUCUUGGCAAUAUCUGUGACCGUCGUCGUGACCGUUUUGAUUAUCGCUUUCUGUCUCAUUGAGGUUUAUUCUCAUAGAGCAGCAAAAGAGGGAGAUGAAGAAAAGUUCUUAAGGAGUAAGAAAUACUACUGCAGGACCGAGAUGCAGGAUGGGUUUUUCUGGAUAAGGUGCCCACUGUGGCUUAGGGACAUGUAUAGGCCUCUGCAUGACACCCGAAAGAAAAACAUGGCCCAGGACCUACAGGACAAGGAGUCCUCUGGAGAGGAGGAGAUUUUCAACAAGGAUGUACCAGGGGAUGUCAAGAAAGAAGCCUUGGAGGUGGCAAAACCGUCCACAGAAGAGAAUGAAACUGUCGGACCGUCAGAAUGAUCUGCUAUCAGUUAUUAAUAAAUUAUUUUUUGUAGA